Molecule: messenger RNA, 1695 nt
Organism: Closterium sp. Naga37s-1
Lineage: Eukaryota; Viridiplantae; Streptophyta; Zygnematophyceae; Desmidiales; Closteriaceae
Source: the annotation of a GenBank genome assembly
AUGGGAUGUAUGCUUUUCCGCCGUUCCCCCCCGUUUCUCCUCUUCCCAACUCUCCUCCUCUGCUCCUCACGCCUCUCCACCUCUCCCCCUCACGCCUCCCCUCCUCUCUCCAUAGGCUCGAUCGCCAGCAGCUGCAGUGAGUUGGCAGUUGCCUCUGCCCACCCACAGCUCUAUCGCCAGCAGCUGCAGCGAGUUGGCAGUUGCCUCUGCCCAGCCGUAGUGAGGCGUGCCCCUGGGGGUUAUACACAAAGAUCAGUGGUGCACACCAACCAGUGGUGCACACCAACCAGUGGUGCACACCAACCAGUGGUGCACACCAACCAGUGGUGCACACCAACCAGUGGUGCACACCAACCAGUGGUGCACACCAACCAGUGGUGCACACCAACCAGUGGUGCACACCAACCAGUGGUGCACACCAACCAGUGGUGCACACCAACCAGUGGUGCACACCAACCAGUGGUGCACACCAACCAGUGGUGCACACCAACCAGUGGUGCACACCAACCAGUGGUGCACACCAACCAGUGGUGCACACCAACCAGUGGUGCACACCAACCAGUGGUGCACACCAACCAGUGGUGCACACCAACCAGUGGUGCACACCAACCAGUGGUGCACACCAACCAGUGGUGCACACCAACCAGUGGUGCACACCAACCAGUGGUGCACACCAACCAGUGGUGCACACCAACCAGUGGUGCACACCAACCAGUGGUGCACACCAACCAGUGGUGCACACCAACCAGUGGUGCACACCAACCAGUGGUGCACACCAACCAGUGGUGCACACCAACCAGUGGUGCACACCAACCAGUGGUGCACACCAACCAGUGGUGCACACCAACCAGUGGUGCACACCAACCAGUGGUGCACACCAACCAGUGGUGCACACCAACCAGUGGUGCACACCAACCAGUGGUGCACACCAACCAGUGGUGCACACCAACCAGUGGUGCACACCAACCAGUGGUGCACACCAACCAGUGGUGCACACCAACCAGUGGUGCACACCAACCAGUGGUGCACACCAACCAGUGGUGCACACCAACCAGUGGUGCACACCAACCAGUGGUGCACACCAACCAGUGGUGCACACCAACCAGUGGUGCACACCAACCAGUGGUGCACACCAACCAGUGGUGCACACCAACCAGUGGUGCACACCAACCAGUGGUGCACACCAACCAGUGGUGCACACCAACCAGUGGUGCACACCAACCAGUGGUGCACACCAACCAGUGGUGCACACUCAUAAUGCAGAUCAGUGGUGCACACCAACCAGUGGUGCACACCAACCAGUGGUGCACACCAACCAGUGGUGCACACCAACCAGUGGUGCACACCAACCAGUGGUGCACACCAACCAGUGGUGCGACCAGUGUUCCACCAGUACGCCUUUGCUCCUCUCCCCACGUUCUCGACCACCCUGGUGGGAGGGAGGCGCACGAGGGGAGGUGGAGUGUGAGUGUGGAUCGAGAUGGGGAUGGGGAUGGGGAUGGGGAUGGGGAUGGGGAUAGGUGGGCGAAAAACGUUCCUCCCAGUAUCGCCCCACUUUCUUCUCACAUGCAGCACGCACAGGAAGCGAGGCAGCAAGAUACUUAUUACCAGCCGCAGAGAGAGGAGUCAACUCACGGGAGGAAGAGGGCGACAGGUGCCACGUUUCCCCUUGUCUCCUCCCCACCCCAUUGGUGA